Aegilops tauschii subsp. strangulata is the source of this 726-nucleotide messenger RNA. NCBI's taxonomy places the organism in Eukaryota, Viridiplantae, Streptophyta, Magnoliopsida, Poales, Poaceae. The record is from RefSeq and is a predicted model, not a curated record.
AUGGCCCGCAAGCAUCACCACCGGUCGCCGCCCCUGCAACACGCCCCUAUCGCUAGCGCCGCGGCUCCCUUGGCCGCGCCCGGCCGGCGCCUGCUAGCGCGCGUUCGCCCAAGCCGCCUCCUCGCCGGAGAGGGAUGGAUCCCGGAGGCCACGUCGCGGAUCCGGCCUCCCUCGCCUUGCUGCCCUUCGCCGGACCUCGACCGCCUCCUCGCCGGACCUCGCGUCUUCGCCCUCUUCCCCGCCGGCCGCCAGCAAGCCUCGGCGCCCCCUCUCCCCAUCAACGCCGGUGAGGCCCCCCGACCUCUCCUCCUCUCUCUGCCCUCGCACACGACCGCGACCAUCACGCCCCGGGCCGCGACCAAGCUUGUCGCCCGCAUCGUCCCGCUGCCCACGCGCUCUAGCCUUGCCCUUCUCGACGCUGCUCCGCCCGGUCACCGCGACCCCAUCCCACCCGGCGUGUCACCUCGCGCGCUCGCGCCCGUGCUGUGGCCGGCUACCGCGUGCUGCUGCUCCUGCGGCUGCGCCGCCCCGCUUCUCGCGUCCACCACCGUGCCACUGCCCCCGCCUCACCCGCCUGCUCCCCUCGCCGUGCUGGCCUCGCUCACGCCGGCCUGGCGACCUGCCAGGUCCGCCGCCCGCCCUCGCGCCCCUGGCCACGCGCCCGCUCGGGCUGCACCUAGCGCCCGCAACCACGGCGCCUGUUCGGGCGGCGCCCGCAGCACCUGA